AUGGCCCUACGACUAGCAACACGGCGCUUUGCGCCACAGCUCAUUGCCCGCCGCGGCAUGGCCAGCGUCGUCGACACGGCCAAGCAAGCAACCAGCGCGCCUGGACUCGUCUCAGAGGCCACCUCCGCUUCCACAGCACCAAAGCCAGCCAGCCAGUCAAACACGAUCCGAGACCCCACGGCCGACCCUAAUGCGAAGAUCAAGACCUUCCAGAUCUACAGAUGGAAUCCUGAUGAGCCUCAGACCAAGCCGAAGAUGCAGUCUUACACAUUGGACUUGAACAAGACGGGACCUAUGAUGUUGGAUGCUCUGAUCAGGAUCAAGAACGAGGUGGACCCUACUCUCACAUUCCGAAGAUCAUGCAGAGAGGGUAUCUGCGGCAGUUGUGCCAUGAACAUUGAUGGCGUAAACACAUUGGCAUGCCUUUGCCGAAUUCCUACAGACACUGCAAAGGAGUCGAGGAUAUAUCCAUUGCCACACACAUAUGUUGUCAAGGACCUUGUUCCGGAUUUGACGCAAUUCUACAAGCAGUACAAAUCCAUCAAGCCAUACUUGCAGCGUGAUUCUCUUCCCGAAGACGGCAAGGAAGUCCGACAAUCUAAGGAAGACCGCCGCAAGCUCGAUGGAAUGUACGAAUGUAUCCUGUGCGCGUGCUGCAGCACAUCCUGCCCAUCAUACUGGUGGAACAGUGAAGAGUACCUUGGACCAGCCGUGCUCAUGCAGUCGUACCGAUGGAUUGCAGACUCUCGUGAUCAGAAGGCUGCAGAGCGCAAGGACGCCUUGAACAACAGCAUGAGUUUGUACAGAUGCCACACAAUUUUGAACUGCAGCAGGACAUGCCCCAAGGGCCUGAACCCGGCAUUGGCCAUUGCCCAGAUCAAGAAGGAGAUGGCUUUUGCGUAGAGGUAUCGGUUGCAUGGUCCGCGAGAAGAGUAGUGAGUUACCAGCAGCAAAAACGCUAGAUUGGGCAUAGGUAAAUACACCAGAAACUGUUUGUAAAUAAGCUAUUUUGAAAUGGUCAGAUGAUGGGAUUCCUUCGCGGUGCUCUAGCACAAUCGUCUGGCUGUCGUCUGCCAUUGUGUCGUUCCGGCUCCCCAGGAUUGCACGCGCUGUGUUUGUCUGGACCCAAAUUGGAAGAAUGUCCUGCUCCCCUGCCUCCUCACAAUGAGUCAACUGUGGGGCAGUAUGUUACCGUAGAGGAUACAUACCUUAUAAGGCU
Molecule: messenger RNA, 1219 nt
Organism: Sphaerulina musiva SO2202
Lineage: Eukaryota; Fungi; Ascomycota; Dothideomycetes; Mycosphaerellales; Mycosphaerellaceae
Product: succinate dehydrogenase iron-sulfur protein,mitochondrial precursor
Exons: 3
Coding region: 1-903 (300 amino acids)
Biological process (GO): tricarboxylic acid cycle; respiratory electron transport chain; aerobic respiration
Cellular component (GO): mitochondrial membrane
Molecular function (GO): 2 iron, 2 sulfur cluster binding; electron transfer activity
Source: RefSeq, a predicted model, not a curated record